Messenger RNA from Jatropha curcas, 1615 nucleotides. RefSeq names its product nuclear localized protein. The record is from RefSeq and is a predicted model, not a curated record. Gene Ontology annotation, biological process: recombinational repair. Lineage: Eukaryota; Viridiplantae; Streptophyta; Magnoliopsida; Malpighiales; Euphorbiaceae.
CUCCUUCCCGCGCUGUCUAAAAUCCCUCUGUUACACGCAAACAGUGCUUCGCGCAAAUGCCCAUCAAAAAUGGCAGAACCUUGGGAGGAAGCUCUAGACCUAGACGAUUCUGAUCUCUCUUCUCUCCGCCCUUUCAAACACCGCAAAACCACCACAGCUGCCACUUCUGUUUCUGUCUCUCAACCAUUUCUCCACCGCUGCACUCUCUCUCAAUCCUCCCAAAACUCCCAAAAUCUUCUCUCCCAAUUCCAUCCUCCACCACCACCCAGUGCCUCUCCUAUCCUCAUCCCUGGCCCCGCCGGAACAGUUCAAGCUGCCAUGCUCCGCCGUCGCAAUAAUCAAAAUGAUGGAAAUUUCACCGGUGAUUUUGGUGAAGAGCCAAUCCCUACCCAGGAGUACAUUAGGAGAGUUGUGGAGGAAGGUGUUCCUCAAGACGAUGAUGAUUUCACCUCCGACCCUUGGCUUUAUGCUGUGAAUUUUAUUCGUAGCCAAGGGUUGGGAUAUGGUGAUGGUGCAAUUGGGAUUCCUCUGAGUGCGGUAAAGAGCAGGAAUAAAAUGGAUAGAGUGGCUCAGGUUGUGGCCAUUGUUAAAUCUUGCACUCCCAAUGGCUUUGGCGAUAUGAUGGUAACUCUAAAGGAUCCAACGGGUACGAUUGAUGCCACCAUUCAUGGGGGAGUUCUCACCGAGGGGGAGUUUGGGAAGAACAUAUCUAUUGGAUCCGUUAUAAUACUGCAAAAGAUUGCAGUUUUUUCGCCUUCACGCUCUGCUCAUUAUCUCAAUAUCACACGUAGCAAUAUGGUCAAGGUCAUCUCCAAGGAUAGCGAACUUUCACUAACACAUAAUUGUGCUGCAUCAACAGUCAAACAUGCUGCUCCCAUGUCUGAUGUGCACAAUUUGACUGCCUAUUCAAUACUUGCAGAGUACAAUGAAAAAUCAUGGAUGCCGAAUUAUCCAUUGUCUUUGUCACAAGGAAGGACUGAAGGAAUCAUGAACAGUCUCAGACAAAAUGCUAAUAAAAGAGGAAGUUCACUUGAUCAACACAUGGAAAGGGACAAUGCAACAAGAGACAGCUGCCAUGGCAAUGGAAACAAUGAAGACCAAAAUGUUGUUGCUGGGAAGCAGAAUGGAGCUAAUGUAACAGCGGAAGUAGCUGAUGGAACAGAUCAAGAUAAUAAUGGUAAAGCAGUGGUAUGUGAGCGGCUAAACCCUUCAAGUCAGGCAGGAAGGGGUAAUCUGUCGGAAGGUGACCAAUAUGGAAGUGCUGCAACAGGCUUAAUUGACGUCUUUGACAAUCAAGAAAUUGGAAAUAUUGAUGGACCUAAGUGGAGAAGGCCACCUUCUUCCAGAGUUUCAGUCCCGCAGUGGACAGACGAACAAUUGGAUAAGCUUUUUGCAUUGGAUUGAGUAGGUUUUAUGUAGAUCUGACUCUCUGUCGGUCCAUAUUCAGGAGAUGAAAUCAAAUUUUGAACUGUAAAGAUUAUACAUGUAUGCUCUGUCUUUGUUUUGUUUUGCUUGUAUAAUCUGUAAUUUUUUUUUUCUAGUUUGUAUAAUCUGUAAAGAUGAAUGUGUACCAAAUUAUCAAUUAUAAACAUCAUCGAAUGGCUUGUUUCCAAGG